Molecule: messenger RNA, 810 nt
Organism: Aureobasidium musti
Lineage: Eukaryota; Fungi; Ascomycota; Dothideomycetes; Dothideales; Saccotheciaceae
Source: the annotation of a GenBank genome assembly
AUGCCUAGCUCCGAAGAGAGACGAAGCUCAGAACGAAUCGCAGCACAGAAAGAGAAAGCGGAGCGCGAGGAGAAGGAAAAAUUCGAGAGAGAAGAGAAGGCAAGACUCGAGCUAGAGCAAAAGGAUUUGAAAGCUCGAAUUGCACGGGGUUUACCUGAGGAUGGAUCCCUCAUGUUCAAAUCGUUCGGAUACAAAGACAGACCUUUCCUCGUUGAACGCGAAGAGGUAUGGCGUAAAGAAGAAGAUGUCAGAAUCGGUUCCUGGGCAACCAAAGCACACUGGAAACCAAAAACUUCUAUCCUGGGGAAGAACGGUCUCAAGGACUUCGCUCAAGACCGCCAACAAGAAUAUAUUGCCAUGAUCAAGGAAAACACUUCUCACCCGUCGGAAAAGUUGACGCCGUGGGGUGGUCCUCCCAUCAUCAUGAACAUCAAUCCAGAUCUCGAUAUCCCGUAUUCGAAUCUCUGCUACGUCGAUUUGAGUCGUCCUGGCAAUCCCAAGUAUGAAGAGAAGAAGCUGGUGUUGCCCCAGCCAAACAGAGACGCCUACGGCGCCUUCGAGCAAUGGAGACAGGAUAUGGCGGAUACUGAGUUCAAGGGACGGUUCCUGUCCAAACAAGCAAAGGACAGGAUGUAUGAAGAGCCAAAAUCUAAGUCCAAAGCUAAGAGCGGGUCUGGAAGUAAAAGCUCUGGGGUCACGAAGUCUCAUCAUGGUGGUAGUUCUUCUCGAGGUGGCAGUGGUAGAGGCGGUAGAGGCGGUGGUAGAGGAGGAAGGGAGGAGGAGGGAGUGGGAGUACGAGCGUGGGAGUGA